UGCAGAAUGAAUCAGAGGGGCAGGCUGGUGCCCUGCUAUAAAACCGUGUAGUCCCAAGAAAAGCUUCAACUGCCAUUUCGAUGGAUGACACGGGCACCCAGGACUGCUCGGUUCACUGAGACCAAAUGCGUUUGUUGCUCGAUUACCGCGUUUCAUCCGAGUAUUCUGUCCGCAUAUGAUGGAACGGGCGAUGGAGCAGUUAAAUGUACAGCUGAGUCGGCUGACGCGUUCUCUGCGCCGCGCCAGGACCGUGGAACUCCCGGAAGACAAUGAGACAGCAGUAUACACUCUCAUGCCGAUGGUGAUGGCUGACCAACACAGGUCAGUGUCAGAAUUACUCUUGAAUUCCAAGUUUGAUGUCAACUAUGCCUUUGGUCGAGUGAAGAGGAGCCUACUUCAUAUUGCUGCUAACUGCGGCUCGGUGGAGUGCCUGGUUCUGCUUUUGAAGAGAGGAGCCAACCCAAACUACCAGGACAUAUCUGGCUGCACCCCCCUCCACCUGGCCGCCAGGAAUGGGCAGAAGAAAUGCAUGGGGCGGCUGCUGGAGUACAAUGCGGACGUCAACAUUUGCAAUAACGAGGGACUCACCGCUAUCCACUGGCUGGCGGUGAACGGGCGAACAGAGCUGCUGCAUGACCUGGUGCAGCACGUGACCAAUGUGGACGUGGAGGACGCCAUGGGCCAGACCGCCUUACACGUCGCCUGCCAGAACGGGCACAAGACCACGGUUCUCUGUCUGCUGGACAGCGGGGCGGACAUCAACAGGCCCAACGUCUCAGGAGCCACGCCUCUCUACUUUGCCUGCAGCCAUGGGCAGAGGGACACAGCCCAGAUCCUGCUGUCCAGAGGAGCCAAGUACGUAGCAGACAGAAAUGGUGUUACACCCCUGGACCUGUGUGUGCAGGGUGGCUAUGGGGAGACGUGUGAGAUCCUGAUUCAGCACCAUGGACGCCUCUUCCAGACCCUCAUCCAGAUGACGCAGAACGACGACAUCAAGGAGAGCAUGCUCAGGCAGGUUCUGGAGCAUGUGUCUCAGCAGAGUGACUCCCACUACCACCGUAUCCUCACCAGCCUGGCAGAGGUGGCCACAACCAAUGGACACAAGCUGCUCAGUAUAUCGAGCAGCUACGACUCGCAGAUGAAGAGCUUGUUGCGCAUCGUGCGCAUCUUCUGCCACGUGUUCCGCCUGGGCCCCUCCUCCCCCAACAACGGCAACGACAUGGGCUACAACGGCAACAAGACGCCGCGCAGCCAGGUCUUCAAGCCCCUGGAGCUGCUGUGGCACUCCCUGGAUGAGUGGCUGGUUCUGAUCUCCACUGAGCUGGAGCGCACCUCUCGUGGCGGUGACGCCUCCUCCUCCCCCUCCUCCUCCUCCUCCGUGGCCCCCGGCAGCGAGAUCGCCUCCCUCCUCCUCAAGCAGCAGGAGAUGCAGCCCACCAUCACCACCUCCUUCUCCUCCACCUCCACCCCCUCUGCCUCUCCCUCGCUCCUGGCGUCCGCGAGCGUGGUGGUGAAGCCGGCGGACAUGUGUGCCGAUGGGCAGGACGUCAUCGCCAUGACGGCCAACCGGCUUAGUGCCGUCAUCCAGGCCUUCUACAUGAGCUGCUCCUGCCAGAUGCCACAGGGGAUGACCUCUCCUCGCUUCAUAGAGUUUGUGUGCAGACAUGACGAGGUUCUGAAGUGUUUCGUCACCAGGAACCCCAAGAUCAUCUUUAACCACUUCCACUUCCUGUUAGAAUGUCCAGAGCUCAUGUCCCGCUUCAUGCACAUCAUCAAAGGCCAGCCCUUCAAAGACCGCUGUGAGUGGUUCUACGAGCACCUGCUGGCCGGACAGCCCGACUCGGACAUGGUGCACCGGCCCGUCAACGAGAACGACAUCCUUCUGGUGCACAGAGACUCCAUUUUCCGCAGCAGCUGUGAGGUGGUCUUCAAAUCCAACAACCUGAAGCUCAAGCAGGGCAUCGCCGUCCGUUUCCAUGGAGAGGAGGGAAUGGGCCAGGGUGUGGUGAGAGAGUGGUUCGACAUCCUCUCCAACGAGAUCAUUAAUCCCGACUACGCUCUCUUCACACAGUCGGCCGACGGGACUACCUUCCAGCCCAACAGUAACUCCUCAGUGAACCCGGACCACCUGAACUACUUCCGCUUCGCCGGCCAGAUCCUGGGCCUGGCCCUCUACCACCGCCAGCUGGUCAACAUCUACUUCACACGCUCCUUCUACAAGCACAUACUGGGUAUCCCGGUGAACUACCAGGACGUGUCCUCCAUCGACCCAGAGUAUGCCAAGAACCUGCAGUGGAUCCUGGACAACGACAUCAGCGACCUGGGCCUGGAGCUCACCUUCUCCGUGGAGACCGACGUCUUCGGGGCCAUGGAAGAGGUGCCCCUCAAGCCCGGCGGCACCACCAUACAGGUCACCCAGGACAACAAGGCGGAGUACGUGCAGCUGGUGACGGAGCUGCGUAUGACUCGAGCCAUCCAGCCCCAGAUCAACGCCUUCCUCCAGGGCUUCCACACCUUCAUCCCCCCCUCUCUCAUCCAGCUCUUCGACGAGUACGAACUGGAGCUGCUCCUCUCGGGCAUGCCAGAGAUCGAUGUAAUGGACUGGACCAGGAACACAGAGUACACCAGUGGCUAUGACCUGCAGGAGCCAGUCAUUCAGUGGUUCUGGGAGUCGGUGGAGAACUUCACCCAGGAGGAGAGAGUGCUACUGCUGCAGUUUGUGACUGGCAGUUCGAGGGUGCCUCACGGUGGCUUUGCGUACCUCAUGGGUGGCAGCGGUUUACAGAAGUUCACCAUCGCUGCCGUGCCCUACACCAAUAACCUACUGCCUACCUCCAGCACCUGCAUCAACAUGCUGAAGCUGCCAGAGUACCCCAGUAAGGAGGUGCUUCGUGAUAGGCUGCUGGUGGCCCUUCACUGUGGGAGCUACGGCUACACCAUGGCAUAGAGACAGCCACACCGCCACUGCUGGGUGCUUAUGUGUGUGUGUGUGUGUGUGUUUGCGUUUGUGUGUUAAAGUGGGCUAUGCCUACUGUACAUCAUGGUGUAGAGGCAGCCACCCCAACGCUGCUGUGUGCGUGUGUGUGCGAGUCUGUGUGUGUGUGUGUGUGUGUGUGUGUGUGUGUGAGUCUAUCUGUAUGGAAGACUGAGCUACACUACCACUAUGCUGAGCUUUGCUGCCUUACCAUUGCUUUGUGUGCGUGUGCGUGUGUGUGUGUGUGCGCGUGUGUGUGUGUGCGUGUGUGUGUGUGCGCGCGUGUGUGUGUGUGUGUGUGUGUGUGUGUGUGCGUCCGUGCGUGCGUGCGUGCGUGCGUGUGCGUGUGCAUGUGUUAAGUGUUUGGUUCGUACAAGCAUACCUACCAGUAAUGCAGUGCAGGGAAACCAGAAGCAUUUUGGGCAAUGAAGCGACACCGCCCCUUACAGCAGAUAUCCCAUGAUGCCCUGUCUUGCCUGUAAUAAAUCAGUACAUGUGUGUAAGUGUGCAUACACAUGAGUGGGACUGAACUGGGCAGAAUUGAGGAGAGAGAGAGAGAGAGAGAGAGAGAGAGAG
Messenger RNA from Engraulis encrasicolus (European anchovy), 3550 nucleotides. It is a transcript of the gene hace1, whose product is annotated as HECT domain and ankyrin repeat containing E3 ubiquitin protein ligase 1. Lineage: Eukaryota; Metazoa; Chordata; Actinopteri; Clupeiformes; Engraulidae. Gene Ontology annotation, biological process: Golgi organization; protein polyubiquitination; membrane fusion. The transcript is spliced from 25 exons. Gene Ontology annotation, molecular function: ubiquitin protein ligase activity; protein binding. The coding region runs from base 176 to 2947 and encodes 923 amino acids. The record is from RefSeq and is a predicted model, not a curated record. Gene Ontology annotation, cellular component: Golgi membrane; nucleus; cytoplasm.